GCGGGUUGGUCACGGGCUGAAGUCUCUGGUCGGCUCUUAUUGGUCUAUUUAUCGGAGGGUGAUGCUGAUUGGCUGGGCGAAGCAACCUGGGUUCUAGUUGGAGGAGCUCUCCCGGGUAGAAGCUCCGGCCGCGGAGUGAUGGUGGCUACAGCGAAGAUGGGCCGGGCAGGGACCAUGGCGGUAGCGGCAGAGGUGGCAGGGGCGGGGCAGCUGGCGGUAGAGGAGGCUGUGGUCUUCAGGGGGCUGUAGGUGGAGGAUGGCUCGGGCCAGCAGCGGGAACCGCAGCGAGGAGGCCUGGGGGGCACUUCGGGCGCCGCAACAGCAGCUUCGAGAGCUGUGCCCAGGAGUGAACAACCAGCCCUACCUCUGUGAAAGUGGUCACUGCUGUGGAGAAACUGGCUGCUGCACCUACUACUAUGAGCUGUGGUGGUUCUGGCUCCUCUGGACUAUCCUCAUUCUCUUUAGCUGCUGUUGCGCCUUCCGCCACCGGCGAGCUAAACUCCGACUGCAACAACAGCAGCGGCAGCGUGAGAUCAACUUGUUGGCCUAUCAUGGGGCGUGCCAUGGGGCCGGUCCUGUCCCUACCGGCUCACUGCUUGACCUUCGCCUUCUCAGCGCCUUCAAACCCCCAGCCUAUGAGGAUGUGGUUCACCGCCCAGGCACACCACCACCUCCAUACACCAUGGCCCCAGGCCACCCCUUGACUGCUUCCAGUGAAUGUACCGGCUGUUCCUCUGAAGCCAGCUGCCCUGUCUACUUCGAAGGAACAAAUGUGGAAGGUGUUUCUUCCAACCAGAGUGCCCCCCCUCAUCAGGAGGGUGAACCUGGGGCAGGGGUGAGCCCGGCCCACACACCCCCCUCUUGUCGCUAUCGUCGCCUGACUGGUGACUCGGGUAUUGAGCUCUGUCCUUGCCCUGACUCCAGUGAAGGUGAGCCAGUCAAAGAGGUGAGAGCUAGUGCUACCCCAUCAGGGCUGGAGGACCACUCCCCUCGUGUGCUGCCUCCAGAGCCCAUGCCCCAUGUCUAUCCUGUGGAGCAGGCUUCCAGUGAAGGGGACACCCCAUAAGGGUUAUGGGAGGAUGAGUGGGCCACCUACCCACCAAAAACUGCCCUGGUCCCAAUUCAAGUCCCUCUCAACCCCUCCCUACCCUCUAGAAUUUGCCUGAAAAGGCUGGAACCCUGAGGAGAGAGGUGGUACUAGGGACCUGUUCUAGCUUUACCCACCCCCAAAACAUACACGAGAGCCUUGAUCUCAUUAAAGAGAUGUGAACCAGCUGCUUGUG
This is a messenger RNA of Octodon degus (degu), 1283 nucleotides long. RefSeq names its product WW domain binding protein 1 (gene Wbp1). NCBI's taxonomy places the organism in Eukaryota, Metazoa, Chordata, Mammalia, Rodentia, Octodontidae. The transcript is spliced from 4 exons. The record is from RefSeq and is a predicted model, not a curated record. Gene Ontology annotation, molecular function: WW domain binding. Bases 257 to 1066 code for a protein of 269 amino acids.